AGAGAUACAGGUUCAUAUUCAACGAACCUGAGAUUGAAGAACUACAGGGUUAUUAUAAAGAAAAGUGUCACCCCAAGCUCUUGUUUAUGGUGAGUAGAUCAGUCAUUCAGUAGAAACAUAUUGAGUGGCUGAACUGGCCACUAACAUGACUCCCUCAAGUCCAUCGUUCUGAACCGCAGGCCCAAAGGAGAGCUCAUGGGAGUGGUUGGGUGCAGGGAUAGAUAGAUGAUAGAUAAAUAAACUUUAUUUGCAUUAGCCAACGGCCAUAGCAACAUAAAGCAUGCAAUAUAUACAAAUAAAAUAGACAACAAUGGGUGCAGGGUACCAAAGAAGGAUGUCAAAAACAUCAGAAUGGCCAUUUUGAGUGCUUUAAAAAAUUCAGGUGCAGACUUGCAGCAAAUCAGCCUCCCAGGUUUCCUGGCCUCUGAAGAUGCAGGGCACACACUGCAGCAAGGAGAUGACUUGUCCACGUCCAAGCAAAUGCUCAUACAUGCUUUAUAUGCAAAGCAGGAUGCGUCACUUUGGCCAGGACUUCCCAUUGCUUCACCUGACCAGAUGAGGGCAUAGGUGGCAAAUACCCAAAUCUUGCAGAUAGUUCCCCUUUCUGCGCUCGGAGCCCAGCCCCCAAGCCCCCAGAUACGGAUAACACCAAAGCAAGCCAAUUAGCCUAUAACAAACCAAGUGUAUGAGCCCAUUGCUACAACCGCCACCCAUUAAUUGAGGGGUUAUCUUGACUACCAAGAUGGUGUGUAGGGAGCUCCCAGAACAGUUCGCCCUUGGUUCAACACAUCCAUUGUAUAAAGGCUAUUACAGGCUUUUUGUGAUUGUCCGUGCAUCCCCUUAUCGCACCCGGAAGUGAAUUUGAAGUCACUAAAGACAUUACAUGAGUUCAUUAAACCCUUGUGUUAUAGUACAUUGACCCAUUGUUCCUGCCCCUUGCUAAUGUUUCUGAAUGACCCGCUGGACACAAUGGUUCCCCCCUCCCCUUCUUCAGAUAAUUGGUAGUAGAGGAAAUAGGUCUUCUUUGCUGCAUAUCCUCGUAAUUCAGCUGUGGGGAAGUGAGAGAAAAGAUGUUCCAUUCCACGAGAGUCAGAAUAUGACACGGGCACCCUAUGUCAUCCAAAAAUAUCUAUCCCUCCGCCUAAUCUAAUAAAGCACAGAAAAAUAGAUAAAUGCAAGAUAAGGCACCCCAGGGCAGUUUCUGGGAACGCAAUGGAACACAGGAAAGGAUGAGGCCUCCAGGAACUCUUGGGUUCCAGUCCAUUGGUUUAAACCCAACAUCUCUAAGGCUAAAUGAAGGCUGUGUACGCACCAUAUAAAGUUAAAGGGACCCCUGACCAUUAGGUCUAGUCGUGGCCGACUCUGGGGUUGCGGCACUCAUCUCGCUUUAUUGGCUGAGAUGGUCAUGUGGCCAGCAUGACUAAGCCGCUUCUGGCGAACCAGAGCAGCACACGGAAACGCCGUUUACCUUCCCGCCGGAGCGGUACCUAUUUAUCCACUUCAUUUUGACGUGCUUUCGAACUGCUAGGUUGGCAGGAGCAGGGACCGAGCAACAGGAGCUCACCCCAUUGCAGGGAUUCGAACCGUCGACCUUCUGAUUGGCAGGUCCUAGGCUCUGUGGUUUAACCCACAGCGCCACCCUCGUCCAUAUAUUUAAGGCCUAUUUCACCACCCUCCCGAAAGAAUCCUGGGAAAGGUGGCUUGUCCCUCACAGAGUUCAGAGGGUUGGAUUCAACUAACCCAUCCACUGCAACAUUCCUCAGAUGAUAAUAGGGUCGUUCUAUUCUACAUCAGUAUCACUGCUGCUGCCUUUUUGUCACAUUAAGAUUUUUUAUUAAAGUUUUUCAUGAUGCAGACAACCCCCCACUGAAGCCCAGCUAGCUCCAGUGCCCACCCUCAACCCCAUAAUGUCCUUGCCACCCCACAUCCCUCAAGCUCCAAAACCCAACAGGCUGACCUGCUCCUCACCAGCUACACCCUUCAGUUUCAGGGUCUCCUCCAGCCGCCAUCUUCUCUUCAGGCCUGACCUGGCUCAUUUUCUCCUCCAUGGCUGGCUGGCUGGGGUCAGAGAGUCUCCCAUUGUGAGGACAGUGGCGGUGGCAGACCCUUGCCUUGCUCUCCCUUUCUCCUCCACCUUUCCCCGCUACUACUGCUGCUACUACUCCACUGGCCCGUCGACCAGCCGGCCCGGCUCCCUCCCUCGAACCCAGCACAAGACCCUUUCCGCCCCCACCCCACCUUCUCCAGCUCCCAGGAGCAGCAGCAAAGGAGGCAGCAGUUGAUGAGGAAAAGGAGAAUAAGAGAGGUAGCCUCCACUGGCAACUGUCUCUUCCCCCAACGUGCAACCAUUUCUGGUUUUGUUGUUGUUUAGUCGUUUAGUCGUGUCCGACUCUUCGUGACCCCAUGGACCAGAGCACGCCAGGCACUCCUGUCUUCCACUGCCUCCUGCAGUUUGGUCAAACUCAUGCUGGUAGCUUCGAGAACACUGUCCAACCAUCUUGUCCUCUGUCGUUCCCUUCUCCUUGUGCCCUCCAUCUUUCCCAACAUCAGGGUCUUUUCCAGGGAGUCUUCUCUUCUCAUGAGGUGGCCAAAAUAUUCAGGAUCUGUCCUUCCAGUGAGCACUCAGGGCUGAUUUCCUUCAGAAUGGAUAGGUUUGAUCUUCUUGCAGUCCAUGGGACUCUCAAGAGUCUCCUCCAGCACCAUAAUUCAAAAGCAUCAAUUCUUUGGUGAUCAGCCUUCUUUAUGGUCCAGCUUUCACUUCCAUAUUUCAGGUUAGCGUGCCUCAACAAAGAUGGGAAUUUGGGACUCUGCAUGACAAAGUGAGAAGCUUUGGUGGUUUAAGGGUUUUCUGGCAGUCCUGCCACUUUCAGAGCAGAUGGAGUGCUGGCAGAAGCCAUCACAAGGGUUUGUUACUCACCUGGGGUGCUGGCAGGCUAGCGCAAUGGAUCUUUCUCCCUCUGCUCCCCCUGGGCACCCUCUGAACUCCUCCAAUUUCACUCUGGAGGGUCAUGAGGACCCCCAGAACAGGGGUGGGGGAAGAGGGGGAUAGUUCCCAGGGCCGUCUUUAGCAGAUGCAACACCGGGGUGCAAAUAUCCACCCAGUGCCCCCAAAUUACCAUGGAUAGUGUUGGGGGAGCUGUAGCUGUGCACUGCCAGCCAUCUGGGGGCACAACUCUCCCCUAUGCUGCUGUGGGAGAGCGAUCCCCACAGAGGCUUGGGAGUGAAGUUGUGCCCCUCCCAAGCCUCCACGGGAGGAGAGUGCAGCUUCCCUCCCAAGCCUCCUCAGGAGUAGAGCGAUCCCUGCAGAGGCUUGGGAGGCUUUAGAGGGAAGCUGCGCAUAUGGUUGGUGGUGUGCAGCUUCCUUCCUAAGCCUCUGCGGGGAUCGCUCUCCUCCCGAGGAGGCUUGGGAGGGAAGCUGCAUGCCCACCAGCCUUAUGGUUGACGGGGCGCAGCUGGUGGGCGUGCAGGGAAAGGGGAGGCCGCCGGCAAAGCUGCGCAGCUCCCCCACUUGCUGGGGCGCCCCUGAGAGGCCGGCGCCCUGGCGCAACACACCACUAAGCCCUAUGGAAAAGACGGCUCUGAUAGUUUCUUCUGGCAAGUGGAAAUACUUCCACUGGCAAGGUGUGAUGGCCUGGGAUUCAGACUCGGAGGCUGAACCUGAGGAAUCCCAGCCUGCACAGGAGUCCCUGCCUCCAGAACCAGCUGAGCUGGGGCUGGGGCUUGAGCCUGAAGGGUCCUCACCUGUGCUGGAUCCUCAGGUGCAGGCAUCAACUGAGUCUGCUCUGGCUCCUGAGGUGAUGGAGGACCCAUUGCCUGCAGGUGCUCCACUCUUAGCCCCAUCAGAGGAGGAUGAGGUUGCCUCUGGGUCCAGUAACCCUCCAGCCUCUCCUGAGCUGCAGAGGCUCAGGGCAGAGAGGCGGAGGGAACUAAGUUCCCGCAGGAGGAGUGCUCGCCUCCAGGCCAGGAGAGGCAAGUCACCUGUGGAUCGGGGCCACCCUAUGCCUCGGGGCAGAUAAAAGCCAGCCAGUCCCAUUCCCAGGUUACGGGAGCAACAUUGUUGGUAGCCUGUUCCUGCCUGCACCUUGUCCUGCUCUUCUGCCAGAGUUCCUGACCUCACCCGACUCCCUACCUUGGACCCAGCUUCAGCUUUGCCGGACAGCCUCCAUACCGCACCCUUGACCUCGGACUGGACUCGGACCUCACCGCACGGUUAACCCUCAGGACCAGCACACAAAGUGAUCAGAAGUGUGUGGUGCUGAAUUCCAUCCACAGCUCCCAGGAUUCUUGGCGGUGGGGAUGGAGGGGAAUGAACUAUAAAUGUGCUUUAAAUGUAUGUUUCACACACAGCCAAAGUCAGUGCAGGUCCAAGUAGCCAGUCAUAGCACAUGUGAGGUCCCCUGAUAGCACAAUUCCAUUCAACUGUGGACUGGCCUAUUCUGGACAAGAUGUGACCUUGCAGGAGACUUUUGGAGCACAGCCCAAGGUAGAGUUCAUUAAUGUAACGAGGCCUCCAAUUUGCAACGUUAAUGCAUGAUGGCUGCUCCGGUCAAAUCAGGAAGAAACCACUGAAAACUGGGGGAUAUUAUUACUUCUAGCCACAACCAAACAUUUCGAGCGUGACAAUGGGCGCAUUUCAGGUUGUGUACGCAGUUAUAUAUAUAUUAUUAGUGCAUUUGUUUAGGGCUGAGGCGGAAACACUUCUCCAAAGAAUAUAUGUGAUUUUGGCAAGCAGAUCGGAAUAACAGCUGCAUGUUGCAUGCAUGCAUACUAAUACCCCACAGUAAUAUAUUCCUCAUUAAAAAACCCCACCAGCACUAGAACUCUGAAUUGCACUUGAGUUAUUGUAUCUCCCUAGGGAGGUUCGCCUGGUGUCUUCGUUACAUAUCUUGAAGUGCCAGCGAAAACAUUCCUGUUCAUCCAGGCUGAUGGUGAACUAAACAAUCUGUGGCUCGUAAAACUGUGUCUGGGUGUGUGUGUAUUGUAUUGUUUGUUAUGCUAUUUAUGUUAUGUGUUCUCAUUUUGUAUGUUGUGAACUGCCCUGUCAUCCUUGAAUGAAAGGCAGUAUAUAAAUUUAAUAAUAAUAAUAAUAAUAAUAAUAAUACAGUGGUACCUCUGGUUAUGAACUUAAUCCGUGUCAGAGGUCCGUUCUUAACCUGAAACCAUUCUUAACCUGAGGUACCACUUUAGCUAAUGGGGCCUUCUGCUGCCGCCACACGAUUUCUGUUCUCAUCCUGAGGUAAAGUUCUUAACCCGAGGUACUACUUCCGGGUUAGUGGAGUCUGUAACCCGAAGUGUUUGUAACCCGAGGUGUUUGUAACUCGAGGUACCACUGUAAUAGCAGCGGUUGGUUUAGUUUCAUGGCUCAGGAUAGCUCAAUCAAUAGAGCAUGAGAGUCUUAAUUUAAGGGUCAUGGGUUCGAGUCUCACACUGGGAAAAAGAUUAUUGCAUCACAGGGGGUUGGACUUGAUGACCCUCAUGGCUUCCUUCCAAUGCUACCAUACCCUCCAACAUUUCUCCGGUGAAGAUAGGGAUGUUGUAAGGAAAAGUGGGAAAUUCCAGGCUCAAAUCAGAAACUGGGACGGCUUCUGUAAAUCCGGGAAUGUCCCUGGAAAAUAGUGACACUUUGAGGGCCUGUGCUACAAUUCUAUGAUUCUAUUUUUGUUGUUGUUGUUUAGUCAUUUAGUCAUGUCCAACUCUUCGUGAUCCCAUGGACCAGAGCACGCCAGGCACUCCUGUCUUCCACUGCCUCCCACAGUUUGGUCAGACUCAUGCUGGUAGCUUCGAGAACACUGUCCAACCAUCUCGUCCUCUGUCGUCCCCUUCUCCUUGUGCCCUCAAUCUUUCCCAACAUCAGGGUCUUUUCCAGGGAGUCUUCUCUUCUCAUGAGGUGGCCAAAGUAUUGGAGUCUCAGCUUCAAGAUCUGUCCUUCCAGUGAGCACUCAGGGCUGAUUUCCUUAAGAAUGGACAGGUUUGAUCUUCUUGCAGUCCAUGGGACUUUCACAAUUAAGUCAAUGGUUGGGUGUUCUUUCUUGUUUUUUGGUUCUGACAGUAACAGCCACAAACUUGCUUCCUGUUCAGGACACUUAAAGGUAAAGGUAAAGGGACCCCUGACCAUUAGGUCCAGUCGUGACCGACUCUGGGGUUGCGGCGCUCAUCUCGCUUUAUUGGCCGAGGGAGCCGGCGUUUUUCCGCAGACAGCUUCCAGGUCAUGUGGCCAGCAUGACUAAGCCACUUCUGGUGAACCAGAGCAGCACACGGAAACGCCGUUUACCUUCCCGCCGGAGCGGUACCUAUUUAUCUACUUGCACUUUGACGUGAUUUCGAACUGCUAGGUUGGCAGAAGCUGGGACCGAACAAGGGGAGCUCACCCCAUCGCGGGGAUUCGAACCGCCAACCUUCUGAUCAGCAAGUCCUAGGCUCUGUGGUUUAACCCACAGCGCCACCCAUGGUUCGGGACACUUACCCAUAUACAAAGUUUCUGCCUGGGGAGUGGAAAAUCACAAGCAUCUCUCUCUGGCAACCCUCAUUCCUGACUAGAUCCCUAGGCAGAUAGUUCAGCCUUCCAUAAAAACUUUCUCCUUCUUUUUCCUGCCUUCCCACAUACUCCGAGAUCCUGAUUAAGAAUGCUUUGGAUGGGGGUUUUGAUUUACAGAGCCUUUUCGGGAGGUAGGCAUCAAUGUAUUGUAGGUUGUGCAAUCAAAUUAAUAAAUGCCAGAUAUUUUGAUUUCCCUCUAGAAACCAAGAAAGAAAACUGCCAACUUUAAAAAUGGCCAUGAGAGAAAUAUAAUCUUCUAACUAUAGGUCUGUCAGACGUGGUGCUCAUGUUUUGCACUAACGAGGGAUACAUGAAUCAGUUUAACACCAAUAGAAUAUAUUUAUUUUGAGUUUGCCAAAAGGCUGGUUUAUCUGGAAGCACCUCAAUAUUCCUUCACCAGGCCUAUUGGCAACAUGUAACAAUCUGCUUUAUUUUUGGAAUGGACAGGAAUCGAACACACUGGAAUGUGAUGCAAUAACAAAAGAAGUUCGUGGUGAAGGUUUAGCUCCUUUCCACUCAGGCUAUUGAGCUAUGUGCGCUUUCAGACCCGAAAUAUUCUGCCUCCGCUUUGCUAGUGGAACAACUGCUACAUUUAAUGCAUGCUCAUCAACAACCUCAGAUAUGCAGAUGACACAACCUUGAUGGCAGAAGGUGAGGAGGAAUUAAAGAACCUUUUAAUGAGGGUGAAAGAGGAGAGCGCAAAAUAUGGUCUGAAGCUCAACAUCAAAAAAACGAAGAUCCUGGCAAAUAGAAGGGGAAGAAAUGGAGGCAGUGAGAGAUUUCAUUUUCUUGGGCUCCAUGAUCACUGCAGAUGGUGACAGCCGCCAUGAAAUUAAAAGACGCCUGCUUCUUGGGAGAAAAGCAAUGACAUACCUAGACAGCAUCUUAAAAAGCAGAGACAUCACCUUGCCAACAAAGGUCUGUAUAGUUAAAGCUAUGGUUUUCCCAGUAGUGAUGUAUGGCAGUGAGAGUUGGACCAUAAAGAAGGCUGAUCGCCAAAGAAUUGAUGCUUUUGAAUUAUGGUGCUGGAGGAGACUCUUGAGAGUCCCAUGGACUGCAAGAAGAUCAAACCUCUCCAUUCUUAAGGAAAUCAGCUCUGAGUGCUCACUGGAAGGACAGAUCCUGAAGCUGAGACUCCAGUACUUUGGCCACCUCAUGAGAAGAGAAGACUCCCUGGAAAAGACCCUGAUGUUGGGAAAGAUGGAGGGCACAAGGAGAAGGGGACGACAGAGGACGAGAUGGUUUGAUAGUGUUCUCGAAGCUACCAGCAUGAGUUUGACUAAACUGCGGGAGGCAGUGGAAGACAGAAGUGCCUGGCGUGCUCUGGUCCAGGGGGUCAUGAAGAGUCGGACAUGACUAAACGACUAAACAACAACAACAGCAUGGGAGGGGUGGGGGGUAAGGUAAAUUUUACAGCUGGGAAAUAUAAAGGUGGCAGGAAAAUGAGAAGUCCAUGGAAACAGCUCUCCCUAGACUGCGCCAGCAAUGACAUUCUUAGUGGAUAGGUAGAUCUUUGGGUAGGUUUUUACAUCGCAGAGAACCUAUACUCAGAGAUCUGGAGGCUGCGCAGUUUCACUUUCCAGCCACUCUGAGAGGGAGAAGACAAUGGGAAAUGAUUUAUAAUGAAUUGAAAAAAAUAUUUACAAUUACUUUCCUGAAAAAACUCCAGGGUCCUUUUUGUUGGAGGAUAACCCAGACUGGGGAAGUGGGUGACACUGUGGGUUAAACCACAGAGCCUAGGACUUGCCGAUCAGAAGGUUGGCGGUUCGAAUCCCGCGACAGGGUGAGCUCCUGUUGCUCGGUCCCUGCUCCUGCCAACCAAGCAGUUCGAAAGCAUGUCAAAGUGCAAGUAGAUAAUUAUGUACUGCUCCAGCGGGAAGGUAAACGGUGUUUCUGUGCACUGCUCUGGUUCGCCAGAAGCGGCUUAGUCAUGCUGGCCACAUGACCUGGAAGCUCUCUCGGCCAGUAAAGCGAGAUGAGCACCGCAACCCCAGUGUCAGUCACAACUGGACCUAAUGGUCAGGGGUCCCUUUACCUUUUAACCCAGACUGAAAUUCCCAGGUGUCAGAAAAGGUUGUUUAUGUAUGCAACAGCUGCGGCCCGUGUUUUGUUCGCCCCCAAUUGGAAAGUGAGCGAGGUCCCAACCAAAGAGGAUUGGCAACUUAAGUUGACAGAAUAUGCACAAUUUGCAGAUUUAACAUCUAGAAUAUAUGUUUAAAGAAGACUGGAAAACAUUUGUUGGAUAUAUGGAAAAUAACUGUAUACAGCUGAAAACGCUGGCAGCAUUGAGAUAAAUUCAACAUAGUAAAUGAUUUCCAUCGAGCUUUGUAGUAAAUAAUAUACAAGAGAAGACAGUAUGUAGACAACUUAAAGCAGGGACAUUUCUGCUCCCAACAUACUUCCUUCUCUUGUGGAUUAUUUACUACAAAGCUCGAUGACUAAGCUCUUUAGCAAUGAAACAUCGGAUUACCGAAACGAUGUCCAAGCACUGAACCACCGGUAUAUCACAAGUGGACUAUUUAUUACUGCCUUUGAAAUUGUUCAAGAUAAAACCUAUUUUGGAAAGAGAAGAAAUGAGCACUGAACCACUGAUAUAUUACAAAGAUUAUGGGAUAAUGCACACAGUGACUUGCGAUCUCGAUCACACGCAGUCUGUAGUCCGCUGGCAGUAGGAGUACAAUAUGGGCAUGUCUUUAAGUUAACAUCUUACAUUAAAAACCUGACAGUACCAAAUUAUUGAAGGCUUUUCACCAAAGCCAGACUAAACAUCUUUCCUUCUGCAGUGUUGGAUGGCAGGUUGAGAGGAGUUCCCUACCAGGACAGACUUUGCUCAUGUGCUCAAUACAUCAAUUCCAUAAAACAUAUUUUGUUGCACUGUGCAAAAUACGAGCAAGCCAGGGCUGAAAUGAUACUACCCUUGCUGGUACCUUUCCCUGGAAAAUCAGAGGCUCACUAUGUCAGGUUCCUAUUGGAAGACCGGACAAAUGCUAGAACACUAGCAGUGGCAAAGUUUUUAUCGGUGGUUGCAAGAACCAAUGAUCCCUAUAUUCUGAACAAAAUGCUUGUUUAACCUGGAGGUAGGCUGUAUGAAUUGUGUAUUGCUUUGUAACGAUUUGUUGGGUCUCUGGACCGUAAUAAAGAUUGUUGUUGUUGUUGAUAUAUUACAAGCAAACACUUCAUUUACUGUGUUUGCAAUUGUUUAAGAUAAAACCUAUUUGGGAAAGAAGCUACUUUUGCCAUUUUAUGGAUGUUUAUUGUUUGCUUAUUUACCUUGGUGAUAUUAUCUAGCGUAUCUGUCUUGGCAGCAGUGUGCCUGGAGCUCUGCCAAGUCCUGUCGCCUCUCAGCCAUUGGCUCUUCUUUGGUAUAGGACCGGCCCCUAAACAUGGCUUCCAAGUGGCUUUAAAGCCCUAUUGCUUUAAAUCAUUUCUUCUCACUGAGUCUGGGUUGAAGGAAAAGACACCCACACACUUAAGAGUUCCACAGAAGACUGUUUGCUCUGGCUUGCGGUUACAGUGAAUAAUAUAAUCACACCUCAAUCUACUGAAUCAUCUCCAACACAUUUUUUCCAGUCGUAAACACACUGCAGAAGUGGAAAUAUUUGAUCUUUUUAUAGCAGGCUAGGGUUUGUUGUUUUUCGUCUUGUGUGCAUUUCCUAAUACUUGGGUAUGUGUGGCCUGUAAUCCAAUUCUCCUCAGAAUUAACAUGGUGCCCAAGAGCUAGGAGUCUUAAAUCUACCUAAAGAUGUGACCGAGGUGGCAAUUUUGGCAAGCUCACAAUACCUCCGGAAUCUGGAUUUAAAUACACAUGAAUAAUGCAUUUUCCAAUGCUGCGCUGGCACAGCUUUUCUAGUGGACAAUAUGGGAUGUGGCACAAGAAGUUGCAUCACUGGAAUGUGUUGAGCAUCUGAUAUUUGUUCCCUCUCCUCCUCCUCCUGCUGUCAUCGGGAUAAAUCCAGAGGUGUCGUGCCAUGUUUGCCCCAAAGUUGCCUAGCAACUGAAACAUGCCUGCCCUUUCUUUGCUUUGGCACAGCAAAAUCGGAGGCUAGUUUUGGACUAGGCACAGAGGAAGACUGCAAGGGGUGGGAAGGAAAUAAAAGGAUGCUGUUUUGUUGGGUAAGGUGAGCAGAGCAGCGAGAGGGAGGGAAGAUCUCACAGGCAAUGUGUGCCUGCGCUAGGAAGGUUCACCACCUAGAGGCACAGGGGUCCAGUUUAAGCCCCCGGGGGGGAAAAAAACUGGCAAUCCAGCUGCCAAUCAGGAGCCAAGGGCUGCCUUUUGCAGAAAUGCAACAUUGCAUACACAUAGUAGGAGAAUUUAGGCGGAAUUAGCACCAAAAGCAGGCAAAUUUCCAUGAGGGCUUUGAAAAAACCUGAAAACUGUUACGACAAUUAGGUUUGGAAAAAUGUGCCCAUCCCUAGGCUCUGUUCAGCACAUUUGAGCACAGAGUUGUCCCCAACAGACUGUCCUGAAUUAAGCCAUGUCUCGCUGUGGGUUAAACCACAGAGCCUAGGACUUGCCUAUCAGAGGGUCGGCGGUUCGAAUCCCCGCAAUGGGGUGAGCGCCCGUUGCUCGGUCCCUGCUCCUGCCAACCUAGCAGUUCAAAAGCACAUCAAAGUGCAAGUAGAUAAAUAGGUACCGCUCUGGCGGGAAGGUAAACGGCGUUUCCGUGCGCUGCUCUGGUUUGCCAGAAGUGGCUUAGUCAUGCUGGCCACAUGACCCGGAAGCUGUACGCCGGCUCCCUCGGCCAAUAAAGCGAGAUGAGCGCCGCAACCCCAGAGUCGGUCACGACUGGACCUAAUGGUCAGCAGUCCCUUUACCUUACAUAUUCAGAAAAGGCCUCUCCAUAGAUGCACCAUGCAUUACAUGGCAACAAAUGCAGAAUUUAGUGCUGGGGCAGUAAACCACAAGCCCGAGGCCAGCUAUGGGGCAGCCAUGUCCACUUUGGGGUCACGCCCAACAUUGACCAGUGGCCCCUCAGGGCCUGGAAGGUGCCACUUAAGCCCCCAGGACCAGAAAACAUUACCCACCCCUGCUAUAGGAUAAAAAGGGAGUACCUGUCCUUUUCAGGCAAAGACUGAAUAACGAUAGCUCAGCAACACUUCAAGCAAUGUAGGGAUGCUUUCUGGAUGAGGGUAUUUUGCUAUAAUGGUACUUCACAGAUGUAAGAGAAACAGCACUGAACUGCUUGAGUUUCAUCUCCCAGAUCCUGAAACUACCCUAUAAGCAACAGGAAUACAAAGAAAACAAACACUUGUUUCAAUCCUAGGUGUGUGGGUUUGCGUGUUGCAGCCUUGUAAUCAAAUCUUCCCAUCUCAAUAGCCAUAGCUGUCAAGCGUCCCUUAUUUGGUGGGACAGUCCCUUAUCCCAGCGCCAUGUCCCGCUGCUGUCCCUUAUUGAUGAUGUCCCUAAAAUAAGCUACUGAAGGUAAUGGGGCCCUUUCUAUGUCCAGUUGUCCUUUGUCAAUAACAAAUUGUUGCUGUUUUUUUGUGUUGAAUAUGUGCUAUAUGGUAAUUUAUGGACCUAAUAGGUAUCUAAAGCCAUUUGCACGCAACAAAAUAUGUGUUUUAUCAAAGUAAUUGUUGAUCCCUUAUUUUGGCUGCUGAUCCCUUAUUUUCGAGGCUGCUGGUCCCUUAUUUUCAAAUCUGUAAGUUGACAGCUAUGUCAAUAGCUGAGAUUUACCAUGAAUUAUUGUUAUCUCAUUCAUUCCCACAUCCUUUGUGUCCAUAAUAUAAUUUCUCACAUAAGCAGACUGAGGAUAUCGAAGUCAUAGCAUAAGACAAUUUAAUAAUUGGGGGGAGGGGGAAUUGCAGUUGAAACAAAAGAAAAAUUGUACUAGUAUGAGUAACCUUCCACAAGGAAAAUGAAAUAUAGUUUUGCAAUAGGUCCCACUAGUCCACUAUUUUAGAAUAGAGAUCCCAGCUGUCUUGUAACCAUAGCAGCACAUCUGCUCUGUUAAAAUAUACUGUGUCUAUUUAUUCACAAUGCCGCUCUAAACUCUAACAGACAGACAGCGCUGUGAGCUCUUAAACACUGAAUCUGAACCACUGAAUAAUCUAAAUGCAUCCAAUAAUUAAACCAAGAAGCUGGAUUAUUUCUCAGUGGCUGCUCCUUGAUCACCUGAAACAACCAUCCUAAGCAUACCAUUGUUAAAAGCGUAUCUCUCCCUUCUGCUUAAAUCCUUUGACAGCCCCUCGAGUCAAAGGAAAUGUGUGGAUCUAAAAACCCACUUGAGAUUCUGACACAUCUCAUAGAAGAUCAGGAAAAAAACCCAUUCCUUCCUGGAGCUUCUCUCAGCAACACCCUCAACCCUUUAUCGCCACUAGCUGAUGCCACAGGACCCAAUCUGAAGUGAAUGAGCUCUCGCUGUGCCCCCAGGAAGGAAUAUGUUAGUUGUGGGUGAACAUAUCAGACGACACAGCGAUUCUUCAAACAGCUCUUGUUUAUUCACAGGCCAGAACAGAACUGAACUGAAGGGUUCAUUUAGCCUGCUUAUAUAGAGCUGCAGUACAGUGUAACUGUAACAAUUUUCUAAAACUAUCCAAUCACUGAACGUCAUUUUCGAUCCCUUAUUUGCAUAACUAUCAUAGCUGUCAAGUGUCCCUUAUUUGAAGGGACAGUCCCUUAUGCCAGCGCCAUGUCCCGCUGCUGUCCCUUAUUGAUGGAUGUCCCUUAAAUGUCCCUUAAAUGAUGUCCCUUAAAUUUCAAAGGAAGCAGCUUCUAUCCCUCCCUCCCUGCCAAGGAGGAGGGAGGCUCCAACUGUGUUGCUUGGCUGUGUUGCUCACCCAAUAUGAAGUCUAAGAACGACUGGGGGGUGGAGCUUGCAUGCCUUGUGUGUGGCUAGUUAAUGCAAGCUGAGGGGUUUUUUGAAUGCUGGACGCCAUUUUGUUGCACGUGCUGCUGCAAACUUUGCAGUGCAAAGCCAAGCUGGGGAGCCAUCUUAAGCUGAGGCUGCACAGGCCUUGUGGUGCAUGUGAUUCAGAUUCUAUUCAGUUGAACCUCUGGUUACAAAGUUGGUUGGACAGUGUUCUCGAAGCUACCAGCAUGAGUUUGACCAGACUGCAGAAGGACAGGAAGACUGGAGUGCCUGGAACAGGUGAGGCUGCAGGUCCCUUAUUUCGGCUGCAGGUCCCUUAUUUUCAAGGCUGCUGGUCCCUUAUUUUCAAAUCUGUAAGUUGACAGCUAUGAUAACUAUCUACAGUAUCCCCCUGCUGGCCCAGGGUGAGAAUUUCAGUACAUAACAGAAUACAUCCCUCUGUCCUGAAUAUUCUGACAUUCAGCAAGGAGUUGGAGCCUGUGGCUGCUGUUGCGUCUCCUAACGUCCUUUUUCUGACUUCUGGGGUUGGUUUCAAUCCCUUUUUUACUGGUUUACUUCCAGUCCACCCAAGUUGGAAACCGGAGUGCUUCCUGGCUUUUAUUCCCUCCAUCCCCAGAAAGAAAGAAACGGAUCUCUACAUUUACACAUCCAAGGCAGCAUAAACAUAAUAUAAAGUGACUAAUUUAAUACUGCUUGUAACGAAAUCCAAUUAAAAGAAUAAUAUACUUGGGGCGGGGGGGGGGGGAGAAAACGACUCGGUUACAACACUUCCCUAAUGGCCUUCUGGAGAGUUCUCUUCCUCUUCAGGAUGAAACCAGACCUGUCAUUAUUUUAAAUUACUUGCUGCAUUCUCCAGUACCCAGAAUCCUCGUCUGCUCCAAUAAUUGCAAGUCACUGUGCGCACAGUACGAAUCAAAAUGACUGGGAGAUUUUUCUCUGAUUUCCCAAUUUUGGAAGGCAUAUUUCCCUUCAUUGUGUUCUGCAGCCGACAGACGAAAUUACCUCGAUUAGCAUGGGCAUUAAAAUACUGAGGAGCGGAGACAUUAUAAAUGAUAGAUUUGGGCAUAUGUUUGAAGUGGUAGCAGCUCCUCCUGAAACGUGCUACUACCUGGGGCUGGUGGAAAUUGUUUUCAAAAAACAAUUGGACUGCAGGGCUGGAGUAGCACAAGUCAGCAACGCUAAUGCUGUCACUAGCUUGUCACUACUGAAACAAGGUUGUAAGAAAAAACUGCUCCUUUUCCCUUAUGGGGUAUCCAAGAGCCCGUAUAGAGUCCUUAAGUGAGUUCCCUAUUGGGAGGAGAAAAUAAGAGAGGCCAACCAGAGAAUAUUGAGAAGCAAAGCAGCUAGUAAGCCUGUUCUUUAUUAAACUGUUGCAACAGGGUGCCCGCCCCACGCAGAGGAGGAACCCAGAACAAUGGUGUGUAUAAUGGUAUGGGGUUGCUCGUGCGUAAGUUGCCGCCUCUCCUGGCUAUGUUGCCUUGUUAAACCUUUCUGUCUGGACAGCCCUUCAAUUCGUGGCUGCCUCAGUCACUAGCAGAAUCCGUCAGUGGGCGUUUCUUAAACCCUUUCCAACAUAAAAGUUGUUUGACACCCAGUCUUCUCCUACUUUCUCUGGGCGGAAGUCUUCUGCGCAGGGAGGGUGUGGGUAGCGGAGGACCAGUGCUCUCCCCGCUGGUGUCCGGUGAAGAGUCCUGGAGCCCUCUCGCCGAUUCCCCCAUCUGCCCCUCCUUAUUCCUGGUGUUGCACUGAAUUGCUUCCCCAUCUGCUGAGCUGCCUCUCUCCCUGCUGGGCCCUUCUCCAGCAUCAUUAGAGAGCCUUCCCUCCACCUCUAGCUCCGAUGUCAGUUCCCUGACAGUGUGCAAGCCCUUAUAUAGACUUUUGAAAUUGCCACCCUGUCGCUCAAGACAACCCCCCCCCAAUACAUCAUACAUACAUCACAGAAGGGGCCGUCUACAGCAGAAUCCUGUCCUGCAGGAAACCUGUUACAGUGGUACCUCGGGUUACAUACGCUUCAGGUUACAUACGCUUCAGGAUACAUACACUUCAGGUUGCAGACUCCGCUAACCCAGAAAUAGUGCUUCAGGUUAAGAACUUUGCUUCAGGAUGAGAACAGAAAUCGUGCUCUGGCGGCGUAGCAGCAGCAGGAGGCCAAAGUUCAGUCCAAGUGCAGCUAAAUACUGCCAGGCACAAUCGUUUCAAAUUCCUCUAAGAUUUGUUGGCGAAAAUUCCCUCAAAAUUCCUGCUGGCUAUAUCGGGGGUCCAAGUUCUAAAACACUCAAGUGCAACAGUUCCCAUUAAUGAAUUAUUGCUAUAGUUUCCCCUCUUGAGAGCUCCAAAUAACAUGGUCUGUACGAUGCCAAGUCUUUAUUGCUAUAAUAUUCCGAAGUUGAUGAGCACAUUUAUUGUAUGGCCUGUGUACUCCAUCUGUUGGUGACAGAUGUGCACUGCAUUCUAAACAAUUCUUGUUGCUAAAUUGGGUCUAUUAAGGCAGGAAUCGUACAAGCAGUACAUUGUUUUCUUGGUAUUCACACUCUCUUAGACUUCCUUUGCAAGGAACUCUUAAAGCAAGAGUCUGCUUCUGUUCUGGAUUUAUUUGGGCUUGUUCUGAAUGUUGUUGCCUACAGUGAUGAUCAUACGCAUAGCUGUCAACUGUCCCUUAUUUGGUGGGAAACUCCCUUAUCCCAGCAACAUGUCCCGCUGCUGUCCCUUAUUGAUGAUGUCCCUUAAAUUUCCUGGGUUUCAAAGGAAGCAGCUCCUCUCCCUCCCUCCCUGCCGGCCAGGGAGGAGGGAGGCUCCAACUGUGUUGCUUGGCUGCUUUGCUCACCCAAUAAGGAGUCUAAGAACGAAUGGGGGGUGGAGCUUGCAUGCCUUGUGCCGAUCAAAUCGGCCGCGUUGCCUGGGGACUCGCCUUUGCUCAGCGCUUCCCAGCGGAGAGGUGACGGUGGUUUUCCUUGCUGCAUCCCCUUUGCUGGGUUGCUGCACUGUGGGAACCACUGCUUGAGGCUUCGUUUGGCUGCUGGCUGGGCUUUCUGCCUUUGGCUUGGAGGGGCUCAGAAGUUGAACAUACCUGUGCAGGGAAAAUCCUUUAUUUUGGCUGCUGAUCCCUUAUCUUCGAGGCUGCUGGUCCCUUAUUUUCAAAUCUGUAAGUUGACAGCUAUGAUCAUAUGUUUCAACUAAUUACCCAAAUACUCUUUUGCAUGGAGCACUGUGCAGUAACUUCUUUUAUAAACACAGUUUAAAAUGCCCUUGAGACUGCCCCCUCCUCAACAGCAGCCAUUAUUGGCACUUUGAUAUAAGAUCCAUAAAUCUGACAUCUUGGAUUUCAGCCAUCCUAACUUAAGAACAAGUUGUUGUUUGUUAUCAGUAUCGUGACUUCCUAAAUACAGAAUCUGAUGGGGCUGUUAGUUGACUUGUUUUUUCAGCACAGACCACUGAGUGGAACCCCUUUGCCCCAUUUUUUAAGGGGGGGCAGCAGGCUAGUUUGGGGACUCAGGGCAGGCCAGAGGGUACCCAGCUCUGUCUUCCAACUAGGGAUGGGAAAUAAAUUUGGUUCAGUUCUCCUUUUAAUGCAAAUCUGCCUAACUCACACUUCCUGAAACAAUAUGUCAAGCAAGCCACAGACAUCCUUCAAAAUACAGUGGACGCUCGGGUUGCGACCAUGAUCCAUGCGGGAUGCAUGUUCGCAACCCGCAGCAGCGCAUCUGUGCACGUGCGGGUUGUGAUUCGGCUCUUCUGCGCAUGCACAAAACGUGAUUUAGCGCUUCUGCGCAUGCGCGACCAGUACUUCCGGGUUUCGGCAGGUCCGUAACCCGAAAAAGCGCAACCUGAAGAGUCUGUAACUCGAAGUAUGACUGUACAUGUGUUACUGUGUGUGAGAGAGUUGUUAGGGAGGAGUGGUACCUCUGGUGUGGUCUUUCUGGGGUAGUUUGUAAACCCUUGGUCCCCACCCAGCACUCAGCUCUCACCUGUGGCUCCUAGAAGCUGUCAGCAUGUGGCAGUGGCCACAAUCCUGGAAACAGCUUUGGCUGCCCGACUAAACUGGGUGAGGGUAUGAGACACUAUGGGCCACGGAGCCUCAAGUGACAGCAAUAGAUUCAGAAGGACCCCCAAGCUACGUAUUGGCUCCUUCAAAGGAAGUGUAACCCCAUCAAGAGCAGGCAAUCUCCCAUCCAUCAUGUCUAGGGAUCCACCGACUAGCAGCCAUAUCUGGAUUGAGCUUCAGUUUAUUGAAUCAAGACAUAAAUAUCUGGUCAUCUCUUUUAGAAAACAGACUAAACAAUAUUAUUUUCAAGUACAUGAUCAUGUACAAAAUAGAAGACAAGUCAAAUGAACAUCAAAAAGUGAUUGGUUGUAUUGAACUUUUGACAGCUUUGAAUGGAAUUUUCAGGUGACAACUUUGCAAGAAAUGAAUGUAAGCCAUUUAAAUUUGGAUUCAUCUUCUGUAUCUGUAAUCCCUUUUCAAAAAUCUAUGUAAAUAACCAUUUAUCACCAAUAAUUAAAAUUCAGAGUGGGAUGCAAUAAGGCUGCUGGAUGUCCCCUCUGCUGUUUGCAAUUUGUUUAGAGCUUCUUGUCAAUUAGGUAUGGAUGACUAACCAAAUUUCAGGAAUAAAACAUAGUAAUACGGAGUGUAAAGAUUCUUUAUAUGCAGAUGAUGUACUUUUCCUGACUAAUUUGGAGAAAUCAAUUAAUACAAUGUUUAGUACAUUGGAUAUGUUCAGUAAAGCUUCAGGGUAUAAAAAUUAACAUCUAUAAAAUAAAAUCAUUUCUUCUGAGAACCAAUAUUCUAAUUAGGGAAAGAGCAAUUUUCAGUGAGAAGCACACCCGUAUAAUAUAUAGGCAUCUGGAUACACUGAGGCAUGAAUAUACUAUAACUACAAGCAGCUGACAUUGCAGGUGGAGAAAGAAAUAGAAAUAUUAUCAAUACUUUCUUUUCUGAAAUAUUCAUAAACUUAAACAUAGCAAUAAAAGUACAAAAAAUAAUUUAUUUAAUUUCCCCCCUCUAUUUCUUUCUUGUUCUUCUUUAAGUAUUUAUCUUCAUACACUUUUCUUCGCUCAUUUACUCAUAGGUCUAUAAUAUUUCAACAGAUUCAAUAAUGAUACCAGUUGUUAAGGAAGUUGUUAGAACAGCAACAACACAAAUCAAAAGAGUGAGUCACUGUGUGUGUGUUUCGAAAUUGUGAGAGAUCUGUUUUAAAUGCAAUAAUGUCUAUGGGUAGUCACAAAUUAUUCUGAGUGAUUCUGCCAUUAAAGAUCAAUUUAUGGCGAAACAGCAGUUUCCUGGGCUGAAUGAACUGAUGCCUGCAAAAAACCAAAGCGCUUUAAAUGGCUUUCCGUGUUCUUAUUUCCGCCACUGACCAGCUUCAGCUAAUUAUUUCCAAAUUCAGAGUCACUGAGCAAAUAUUUGCUCUAUUACCUCACCAAAUUGGCCCUGUCCUGAUUGCUUCAUUCCGGGAACGAAUGUGGCUUUCUCCUCAUGCUUUAAUGUGACCAUAAUUGCUUUUGGGUCUGGAGGUCAGAGCCCAGUAAUUCUCAACAGCCCGGCCAUGCAACUAUACAGAAAUAAAUUUCAAUUCUAAGGAUUGAUUCUAUUGAUUUGCCUCUGGAGCCCAGAACCUAGCUUGCCCCCGUGAACAACUUCCUCCCCCCGAUGUUUAGUCUUAGAUUACAUGCACAAUAAAUUGAAUGUGCCCACAGGCAACAGUGCACCCAAGCUCUGGAGGAUUUGAUUUAACUGUAGUGUAAGGAAUGCCAUACAGGGAUGUGGGUGGCGCUGUGGUCUAAACCACAGAGCCUAGGGCUUGCCGAUCAGAAGGUCGGUGGUUCGAAUCCCCGCGACGGGGUGAGCUCCCGUUGUUCGGUCCCUGCUCCUGCCCACCUAGCAGUUCGAAAGCACGUCAAGUGCAAGCAGAUAAAUAGGUACCGCUCCGGCGGGAAGGUAAAUGGCGUUUCCAUUCGCUGCUCUGGUUCGCCAGAUGCGGCUUAGUCAUGCUGGCCACAUGACCCGGAAGCUGUCUGUGGACAAACGCCGGCACUCUCGGCCUAUAGAGUGAGAUGAGCGCCACAACCCCAGAGUCAUCUGCGACUGGACCUAAUGGUUAGGGGUACCUUUACCUUUUAAGGAAUGCCAUAAACCUUCUUGGUUGGCAAUAUGGUAGCCAAUGUGAUGCUGUCCCCAGCCUGUGUGGCUAAUUCAGGGCCGGAUUUAGGUCUGAUGAGACCCUAAGCUACUGAAGGUAAUGGGGCCCUUUAUAUGUCCAGCUGUCCUUUGUCCACAACAAAUUGUUGCUGUUCUUUUGUGUUGAAUAUAUGCUACAUGGUAAUUUAUGGACCUAAUACGUAUCUCAAGCCAUUUGCACACAACAAAAUAUGCAUUUUAUCAAAGUAAUUGUUGAACUGAAAUGCAAUUAAGAAGAAGUAUAUUAAUAGUGAAAUACAAUUAAGAAGAAGUAUAUUAAACCAGAGCAAACCAGUGAUAUUUUUUUUUAAAAAAGGAUUCUUGAAUCUUUGAUGAUACUGAUUUCACACGCACUUUGUGCCAUAUACUUUUCCAUUUAAAUCUGUCCUUUGGCAUUAAAGUUACGUGCCACAAACAAGUUUUCAAAUGACGUUAAUUCUCGUCUUGCUUUGCUGUUUAAUGAUACCAUUUUACUAUAAAGGAGCUAACUUGUUCAAACUAUGCGCUCCAGCUCAUUUAACAUUCCUCAGGAUUUCUUAUCCUUUGCUUAAGUUGGCCAUUAUUAUAGAAAUCCCUAAUGCCACAUAAUCGUUUUAUUGACCAUUAAAAAGAAAACAUGGGUUCUAUUCUUGUCAUAGAAAAGAUUUUAAAAGGGAGUAAAUGGGGACUGGGUAGGAAUCAGUUGCUUCCGUCUAGAUUUAAAAAUUGCAACUGUAGUUUUGAGGAAGGGACUUUGUAAGCAAUAUAGGGGGAGGCCCCCGACACGGAGCUGCGGUUGAACUGUUUUCGUUCUUCCCUACUUGCAUUGCAAAGACCAGAUGCUUAAUGAGAUAAAAGGAUGAUGAUGAAGCCAUAAUGUCGAUGUGAUGUAUUGAGAUAAUGGUUUCCUGAGUUCCAGGAGCUGUAAUUUUUCUCUGACAGAUAUCGAUACUAUGCUGACAGUAAACUGGAUGUCAUCUGCAUUUAGCUGAUCUGUUUUUAUUAACCACAGGCACGUUUCAACAAUAAACCCGGCCUGCUCAGUUCCUGGAGAAAUCAAUUCAAUGCAAAGUUCUUAUCUGUAUGUAAAACGUGAAAUGUUGGCUUUGCGCAUAGUCUGCUACGAACAUAAGAGGCCUGCUGGAUUAAGCCAGCAGCACAUCUGGUCCAGCAUUCUGUUCUCACAGCGACCAACCAGAUGUCUGUGGCAAGGACCUUAUAGGAAGGACCAUAAUGCAAUAGUCAGGGCCAGAUUUAGGUUUGAUGAGACCCUAAGCUACUGAAGGUAAUGGGGCCCUUUAUAUGUCCAGCUGUCCUUUGUCAACAAUUAUCGCUGGUUUUUGUGCUGAAUAUAUGCUAUAUGGUAAUUUAUGGACCUAAUAGGUAUCUAAAGUCAUUUGCACAUAACAAAAUACGUAUUUUAUCCAACCUGUUGUCUUUGUCCAUGGAGUUUUCCUGGCAGGGAUACUGGAGUGGCUUGCCGGUUCCUGCUCCAGGUGGAUCACAUUUGGUCAAAACUCUCCACUAUGACCUGUGCAUCUUGGGUGGCCCUGCACGGCAUAGCUCAUAGCUUCUCUGAGUUAUUCAAGUCCCUUUGCCACAGCAAGGCUGUAUAGUUAAAGCUAUGGUUUUCCCAGUAGUGAUGUAUGGAAGUGAGAGCUGGACCAUAAAGAAGGCUGAUCAUCGAAGAAUUGGGCACAAGGAGAAGGGGACAACAGAGGACGAGAUGGUUGGACAGUGUUCUCAAAGCUACCAGCAUGAGUUUGACCAAACUGCGGGAGGCAGUGGAAAACAGGAGUGCCUGGCGUGCUCUGGUCCAUGGGGUCAUGAAGAGUCGGACACGACUAAAUGACUAAACAACAACAACAAUUGUUGCAACCAGUCCAUGCACAAUGUAGGCACCCUAUAUAUAGAAAUGAGCAAACCAGUGAUAUUUUAGGGAGCAGGCUAGCAGGCUUACAUCAUAGGAGCCUACACAACACAAAACACUGUUGCUGUAUGUAGGUUUUAUUUUAUUUGCUUUUUAUCUUCUAUUUGGGAACUGUACAUCCAGUGGUUGUUUUCCUUUUAUAUUUUGGGGGCCCCAAAGAGAGUGGGGUCCUAAGGUAUAGCUUGUUUAGCUUGUACGUAAAUCCGGCACUGGCAAUAGUACUAUUCCCACUUGUUAUUCCCAGAAACUGGUCUUCAGAGGCAUACUGUUGCUGAUAUCAGUGGCAGAGGAGUGAUUUUGUCUACUCCUCUUUUAAAGCCUUUUAAGUCAGAUUCCACUGCUUUGUUGUUGUUGUUUAGUCGUUUAGUCGUGCCCGACUCUUCGUGACCCCAUGGACUAGAGCACGUCAGGCACUCCUGUCUUCUACUGCCUCCCACAGUUUGGUCAAACUCAUGCUGGUAGCUUCGAGAACACUAUCCAACCAUGAUCCCACUGCUAACUACCCCCAGUUAAACCUGUAGCGAACCUACCACAGGGUACGCCAAUUAAUCGAAUUUCUAAAUCACCACAGGCUUUCUUUGGGGGUUCUGGGAAAACUCAGUGAUUUGGAGUCUUAACGCAGAAGUUGAACAAACAAGGAAGGCUUUGUUUACCAAAUAAAGUUGGCAAAACAAAGAUGGGUCAGGAAUCGUGUUCUUUCAGGAAACAGUUGUUACACUAAAUCUGCAGAUGUGGCAGGCGUCGAAACAAAGUAGUAAUGCACAGCUUCUCUUAAACCUCAGUUGCUAAAAAUCCCUUGGUACACUUCAGGUAGAUGUUCAGGUUUCUAGAAUAGGUGGUAAAAUGCUUGUCUCCAUUUCUGUUGCUUCACUCUUGUCCCUUUACUUAGUUAUGACAGGUGGUACAGUUAAAUACAACUUCCUUCCUGGAUUGCGAUGAAGGAAGGAGAUGUUAUAAAAUGACUAACCCAGAAGAUCACAUCAGUCCCUCUUUUUAGCAGUUUCAGUCAGAAAACUUGAGAGACAAAGUACAAGAAAAUACAAAAUAAGAAGCCCACUUUGUUGUCCUCCCUACUAAGCCCUUUUCAUCCCUUUAAAAAUAUUCUGUAUUUUGUUUUUCGAAAUAUCUGGAAAGAAAUAAAAGGCUCUUCUGUGACGCAGUAUUUAAUCGGGGUCCGCCAUUAUGAGACAGACUAUGUUGCAGAGAUUAAUAGCCAUAGGGGGAAGCGAGCCACUACUUUGUUAUCAUGUUUGUAUUUUAAGUUCGACUUGGCAAAUCUUCCCUGGAAAGGUUGAUGUGUGCAACUUGUCUGGAAAAAUUAAUGAGCAAACGCCUAGAUUCUAUUUCAUCGGAACUGAAAAAGAUGGCGUCUGCCACCCGAGGAGGACUUUUGGAUGGACUCGGCUUAAAUAACAACGCGUGAGGAUUUAUUGCAAACAAAAGACUUACCAGCUUCAAAAAAAGGGAGAGUCAUACAAAGUUCACACAGAAGCAUAAUAUUGUUUACUUUAACUCGCCUGUGGAAAUAACUCAGAGGCUAUUAAGAAGAAGAAGGAAAUAACAAGAAGAUUGAAAGAUGGGACUGGUGAACACUAAAAGCAGCAGAAAUAUGAGAUGAUUGGACCCUACUGAACUCGAAGUAUGGGAACCCCCAACAAAAAAAUUAUAAUUUGGCAAAAUAUUUGGACUUUAUAGUAUGUACAGUGGUGCCUCGCAAGACGAAAAGAAUCCGUUCCGCGAGUCUCUUCGUCUUGCGGUUUUUUAGCGGUUUAGCGGAUUAGCGCUAUUAGCGGCUUAGCGGGCUUAGCGGAUCAGCUGAUAAGCGGCUUAGUGGCUUAACGGAUCAGCUGUUAAGCGGCUUAGUGGAUCAGCUGAUAAGCGGCUUAGUGGCUUAACGGAUCAGCUGUUAAGCGGCUUAGCGGAUCAGCUGAUAAGCGGCUUAGUGGCUUGGGAAAAAGGGGGGGGAAAGGAAAAAAACCCCGCAGGAACUCACAAGACAUUUUCGUCUUGCGAAGCAAGCCCAUAGGAAAUUCGUUUUGCGAAGCACCUCCAAAACGGAAAACCCUUUCGUCUAGCGGGUUUUCCGUCUUGCGAGGCAUUCGUCUUGCGGGGCACCACUGUAUUGGUAUAAUUUGGAAUAAUUAAUGUGAUGCGAUUGGAUUUUAAAAUGGAAAACUUAAUAAAAAUUAUUAUAAAAAAUAUAUAUAUUCUGUAUUAGGGAUAUGGAGUCUCUCGAUGCUGUUAAACCGCAGCUCCUGCCAUCCCUAAACAGUGGCCAUGCUGUCUAGGGCUGAUCAGCGUUGGACUCCAACAAUAUCUGGAGAGUCACAGUUUCUCCACCUUGCAGGUGUCAACAGCAGCAGUCUGUCCCACACGCUCACUUCACUUAACAUGGGCAAAGUUUAAGGCAACUAACUCUACCACGGAAGGUUUACUGCAACACAGCUGCAUGAGCCAAAAUGAACUUCAAUUCUUGGCUCAAAUUUGACAGGGCAUCCUAAUACACAUUGCGACUCAGAAGCAUAGCUGCCAAGCGUCCCUUAUUUGGAGGGACAGUGCCUUAUUCCAGCGCCAUGUCCUGCUGCUGUCCCUUAUUGAUGGAUGUCCCUUAAAUUUCCCGGGUUUCAAAGGAAGCAGCUCCUCUCCCUCCCUCCCUCCCUCCCUGCCGGCCAGGGAGGAGGGAGGCUCCAACUGUGUUUCUUGGCUGCCUGGCCCACCCCCCUCCGGCCUCCUCUCACCAGCCUCAGCCCCUGGGAUCCCCUCCCCACCGGGACUGGUGGGAGCCUUGGGCCCUUCUGCCACCAUCCUCCUCGCGGCUGCCGAGCAGAGUGUCUCUGCCUGGGGCCUCCCCUCUGCCUGUCGCCGCCGCUCCCGCUAGGCCGUACUGCGGCUGCGCCGCCGAAGGACCCGGAUGAGAUGGGCAGCCUGGCGUGGCCUAUGAAUUGCUGAGGAGCCUUGAGAGGAGAGCGAGGGCAACCAUAGAGAAAGCAGUUCAGAGAGAGGAGGAAGAGGAGGCGGCGGAGGCGGAGGCGUGGGCAGGUGUUCCAAGGGCUACAAGGGAAGGACCGCAAGCACUUCUCCCAUAGAUUUGUAGUGGUAGACUAGCAUAGAUGGUUUGAUCUGCGGGUUUACUUUGGGCGCUAUUUCCCCUCCUUCCUCCCACCCCACCUGAUGGAACUGAGAGCUGCAGAUGGAGCACGAGAGAAAAGAUACAGAACUGCAGCAGCAUCUUCGUAGCUUGGACUUUGUUUUGCGCGAAAAGUGGUUGCUGCUUGUAGUUAUUUAAUUGCAGUGUCUCAUUGGCUGGUGUCUUGAGCAGCAACCUCUGGAAACGAAGGGCUAGAAACCGGCACUGCUCUGCCAAAUUAUCUGGUUGCUUUUAACUUCGUAUUUCAGCUGGUUGACUAAAAUCCCUUAUUUUGGCUACUGGUCCCUUAUUUUCGAGGCUGCUGGUCCCUUAUUUUCAAAUCUGAAAGUUGACAGCUAUGCUCAGAAGCUCCCAAAUGUUGCUUGAAGCCUUGCUACUGAAUCUCCACCACUGUUUCCAUAAAAUCACAUGGUGCUAGAAUAGGGACCUUAGUUGCUUGUGACCUCAGAGUAUUUUCUGGGAUAUUCCAUUUCAUUCCCUGUCCCAUCCCCUGCAUGCUCUGUUAUCGUAUUGCUGGUUUGGCCUCCCCAUCCCUUAGGAUUCUAUUAUUAUUAUUAUUAUUAUUAUUAUUAUUAUUAUUACUAUUACUAUUAUUAUUAUUUCUACAAGUCUCAGUGGUCUGCCAAGACAGCCAGAACCUCCCUCUUGUUCCCAUUUUGGCAGUAUAUGGAAUGGCACUUGGAUAACUGAGUUUGCUGUUGGUAUAUGACAGGUGUCAGGACCUUUUUGCUCUCCAGAUGUUACUGAACUACAACUCCCACCACCCCUGGUGAUUGGCCAUGUUUGUUGGGGCUGAUGGGAGUUGGGGUCCGGCAAUGUCUGGAGAGCCAAAGACUCCCCAUGUUGGCUACCAUAGCCAUCUUGGCUGAAGGUUAAGAGCCUCCUCAAGGUUUGACCUCCAUAUCCUGCCUCAAGGCAGAUUAAAACGGCUGGUUUAUCAUUAUUUGUGCUGACAGAACAAUUGAGAGAUAAUCUGUGUGGCGGCAAUAUCAGGAACACACGUGAUAUGCACACCUUUAACAGUUUCGGUAUGACAUGGGGGAAAAAAGUGUGCCCUCUAUAUUUAGGAGUGGCUAUUUGUGAAGAAAAUGACACAAUGGUGAUUAUCAGUGACAGAAAUCGCAAUGAAAGCGAAACUAAGGUAAAAAUAAAGUCGGAAAUAUUGAUGAUCGAUGGCAGAACGCAAAAGCAUUCGUUUGUGGUUUAUGUUAGAAGCAGAGCAACGGUAAAGAACUGAAAUCUACAGUGGUUAAAAAAGCAAAUAUUGAGCCAUUUCCCACUGAGUUGACCUUGAGCAGCAUGAAACAAUUGCCAGCCAUAUCUGUCAACCACAGGGACAGCCCUACCAUUAGGACUCAGGUAGAUUUUGAGAGGUGGGGAUUGAAAGAGAGACAGGAAAGGGUGCACUAAAAGCACUAAGAUGUCACUUUAAACCAUCACAGCUUCUUCCAAAGAAUUCUGGGAGCUGGAAUUUGUUAAGGGAGCUGAGAGUUGUCAGGAGACCCCUAUUUCCCUUUCAGAGCUACAAUUUCCAGAGUUCCCUGUAAGCAGGGAUAGAUCAUCAUCGUUUCCUAGCAACUCUCAGGACCCAACUAGGUAAAGGUAAAGGGACCCCUGACCAUUAGAUCCAGUCGUGACCGACUCUGGGGUUGCGGCGCUCAUCUCGCUUUAUUGGCCAAGGGAGCCGGCGUACAGCUUCUGGGUCAUGUGGCCAGCAUGACUAAGCCGCUUCUGGAGAACCAGAGCAACACACGGAAACACCAUUUACCUUCCCGCUGGAGCGGUACCUAUUUAUCUACUUGCACUUUGAUGUGCUUUCGAACUGCUAGGUUGGCAGGAGCUGGGACUGAGCAAUGGGAGCUCACCCGUCACGGGGAUUUGAACCGCUGACCUUCUGAUCGGCAAGUCCUAGGCUCUGUGGUUUAACCCACAGCACCACCUGCGUCCCUCAGGACCCAACUACAGUUCCCAUAAUUAUUUGUGGGAACCCAUGCUGUUUAAAGUGGCAACAUAGUGCUUUAAAUAUAUGGUGUGAAUGUGGCCCUAGCUAACAAGGAGCUGCUCUGAGAUGGAAUGGAGUUUCCUUCAACAGUGCUGAAGAGUUGACUGCCAUUCUGGUUAGCUGCUUCUGUAAGCAGAAUGUAGGGGGUGGGGCAUCUUCUCCUUCACUUCAGGCAGCAAAACAUCUUGGGUGGUAUAAUAAUAAUAAUUUUAUUAUUUAUACCCCACCCAUCUGGCUGGGUUCCCCCAGCUACUCGGGCGGCUUACAGCACAUUAAAAAUUGUAAAACACUAGACAUUAAAAAUUUCCUGAUACAGGGUUGCCUUCAGAUGUCUUCUAAAAGUCAGAGAGUUGUCCUUGACAUCUGAUAGGAGAACGUUCCACAGGGCAGGUGCCACCACCAAGAAGGCCUUCUGCCUGGUUCCCUGUAACCUCACCUCUUGCAGUUAGGGAACUGCCAGAAGGCCCUCAGCGCUGGACCUCAGUGUCCGGACUGAAGGAAUGUAUCACUUAUAUUGUAAGUGAUACAUUUGAAUAUCCUGUUAACUUAUAAGGGAUAAGGAGGCUUUCCUAUUCCUAGGUGGAGCUGUCCAAGAUAUUGCAUGGGAACCAAGGGACCAUAAGAAUAGUGAUAGGGUGCACGGUUUUAAUGCACAAAGUCCCCAGUUUAAGUCAAAGCAUCUCUGUCAUGUGUGUGUAUGUGUGUGUGAUAAAGAUGUUUUGACCUAAACCUGGGACUUUGUUCAUGAAAACCAUGCCCCCUAUCAUAGGAUUUGACAAGGCCGGUGCUUAGAAUGAACUAGUUUGGUUUAGCAAAGUUCAAAAAUCCCAGAACUACACCCGAAAGUAGUUCCCAUAAUUUCUAAAUGUGUAUUAAGUUCAUUUUAUGACAGAACCUGGAACCAUUUUUGUUUUGCCUUCAAGUUCCUCUUCCUACUGUUGUUGUUGUUGUUGUUGUUGUUGUUGUUACUCUGUCGACUUUUUGGGCCUUUUGCAUGCUCUAGUUAUCUCUUGCUUGGACUACUGCAAUGCACUCUAUGUGGGGCUACCUUUGAAGGUGACCCGGAAACUACAACUAAUCCAGAAUGUGGCAGCUAGACUGGUGACUGGGAGCGGCCGCCGAGACCAUAUAACACUGGUCUUGAAAGACCUACACUGGCUCCCAGUACGUUUCCGAGCACAAUUCAAAGUGUUGGUGCUGACUUUUAAAGCCCUAAACAGCCUCGGUCCAGUAUACCUGAAAGAGCGUCUCCACCUCCAUCUUUCUGCCCAGACACUGAGGUCCAGCGCCGAGGGCCUUCUGGCGGUUCCCUCGCUGCGAGAAGCCAAGUUACAGGGAACCAGGCAGAGGGCCUCCUCGGUAGUGGCACCCAACCUGUGGAACACCCUCCCAUCAGAUGUCAAAGAGAAAAAUAACUACCAAACGUUUAGACGACAUCUGAAGGCAGCCCUGCCAGAUGGGUGGGGUAAUAAUAAUAAUAAUAAUAAUAAUAAUAAUAAUUUAAGCUCAAUAAAAAGCUUAAAUAAAUUAAACAGUUUGCAUUUCAUUGCACGUAUGUUUAAUGUUUUCUUAGUCUUCUUAAGUAUAUUGUGUACUUCAGCAAAGCAGCUGCUAACACUCUGAGUGCUGAAAUAUUCAUUGCCGAGGAUCGAAAUGAAUUGUGAACUGACUGCGAAUAGAACUGGAAUUAGUUCCUGCUUCUACAUGCUGUACUUGAACCGGAACUAGUUAAUCUUUAGAAUGGACUGUCCAAGCUCAAGAGACUACCAGGGGUCAGGCCAAGGCAUUUGCUGCCUGAGACAGGACAAUAUGGCAGCUUUCUCCCACCUCAUGUGGAGAGGCUGACCAGACUGGCAGCUGAAUCUUACUUCAACCCCGCUGGCAAUGGGACAGCCUCAUUUAACACAUGUGAGGGCAGCUUGCCCUCCAACACUUUGCUGCGGCUCCCUGCCCCCCUGUUGCAUCUACUGCCUAUUGCAGUUGCCCCAUCCUGUCUAAUGGUAGGGCCAGCCCUGGAAAAGAUCUCUAACUGAAAGCUCUUGCCAGCCAGAGUAUACGCAACACUGGGCCACAUGGAUCCAUGAUCUGACUUAAGUAGGUUCGUGUGUGGCUCUACGAGCAACUUUUCAAUUUAAAUUAAGAAAAGCCAUUUUUCUACAAGAUGAGAAAGUCUCGCACGUGAGAUUCAGGUUACGUUCAUCAUUCUCACCAGUGAACCAAACAGCUUGCAGGGAUGUCAAUAAACUGAAAGCCAUCUUUGAAGAACGUCAGAAAGAACAGAACUGGAGCAGCAGCAGAAAUGCCACAUGUUUGAUGUUUUUGAGUCAACAGUCAGCUAAUUAAUAUGCAAAUGAAACACAGUGAAGUAAGCAGGGAGGAAAGAUGCUGGUGGAAAUCUGAUUAUCAUAAUUACUCAGGCCAUCAAGCAGACUUCCUGCCUGACAUUAUUUUUAGUCGCAAACCAAGAUGACCCCGUGACAAUCAGCUUCGAAGUGAAACAGGGCUACUUUCAAGCAAAAGGUAGGUUUUUACAUAUCGGAGAGAGCCUGGGGGUAUUCAGAAGAACUUUCCAUUCUACAUCCUGCUAUGGAAUCAUAACCACCAUUUGCUCUGCUGGUAUCUCAAGAUGAGCCAUCUUUGCAGCUGUUGAAAUCAUCCCUGUCCUUUUCUGUCACCAGGUGUGUGAUUUGAAGAAGAGGCAGAGAGCAGGUGAAGCAUACCUGUUGCUCCAGCUUUGCAGGUAAGCAAAAUCCCAUUACUGAAACUGGCAGCCAGGCAAGUGGUGUGUGGGCAGAGAGGAACAGCAGCUACUACCCUUAAGAAAGGCAUAGGCAAACUCAGCCCUCCAGAUGUUUUGGAACUACAACUCCCAUCAUCCCUAGCUAACAAAACCAGUGGUCAGGGAUGAUGGGAACUGUAGUCCUAAAACACCUAGAGGGCUGCCUUAAGAGGAGGAAGGACCAGCUUUCCCCUCCCAAAGUUUUGUGACUGUUUAAGCUUGACCACCAGUGAGGAAAGGGACGCGGGUGGCGCUGUGGGUUAAACCACGGAGCCUAGGACUGGCCGAUCAGAAGGUGGGUGGUUCGAAUCCCCGAGAUGGGGUGAGCUCCCAUUGCUCAGUCCCUGCUCCUGCCAACCUAGCAGUUCGAAAGCACGUCAAAAUGCAAGUAGAUAAAUAGGUACCACUCCGGCGGGAAGGUAAACAGCAUUCCCGUGCACUGCUCUGGUUCACCAGAAGCGGCUUACUCAUGCUGGCCACAUGACCUGGAAGCUGUACAUCGGCUCCCUUGGCCAAUAAAGCGAGAUGAGCGCCGCAACCCCAGAGUCGGUCACGACUGGACCUAAUGGUCAGGGGUCCCUUUACCUUUACCUGAGGGGAAAUUCCCCCAGUCUCCUGGCUUUGAAGAAGAGCAGGUAAAACUUUCCUAGUGCCCAAGUUUAGACAGCCUAGAGAGGCAAGGAAUGGAUAAUCUGCCUUUUGAGUUGGGUUGGGGAAGAGAUGCAAUGCAUUUUAUACUUAAAGGUAAACCUCCAUAAUCUGAACCCAAACAAUGUGUGAAUCGGAAGCCAUCCAUCCUUUCAAAUUUGCACUUCUAUGGCUUUUAUGGUGCAGUUCUGCAGCCAAGUAAUUUGUAUGAAAAGGUGUAUACUAGAGUCAGGUGGAAAUGCAUAUAGUACUGGAAAUGGCAUAUAAAUGCCUUGCAUUCAUAUAUUGAGUGCAAUUCUGGGCCUCAUCAAUAGGAGUAUAGCAUCUAGAUCAAGGGAAGUAAUAGUGCCACUGUAUUCUACUCUGGUCAGACCUCACCUGGAGUACUGUGUCCAGUUCUGGGCACCACAGUUCAAGAAGGACACUGACAAACUGGAACGUGUCCAGAGGAGGGCAACCAAAAUGGUCAAAGGCCUGGAAACGAUGCCUUAUGAGGAACGGCUAAGGGAGCUGGGCAUGUUUAGCCUGGAGAAGAGGAGGUUAAGGGGUGAUAUGAUAGCCAUGUACAAAUAUAUAAAAGGAUGUCACAUAGAGGAGGGAGAAAGGUUGUUUUCUGCUGCUCCAGAGAAGCGGACACGGAGCAAUGGAUCCAAACUACAAGAAAGAAGAUUCCACCUAAACAUUAGGAAGAACUUCCUGACAGUAAGAGCUGUUCGACAGUGGAAUUUGCUGCCAAGGAGUGUGGUGGAGUCUCCUUCUUUGGAGGUCUUUAAGCAGAGGCUUGACAACCAUAUGUCAGGAGUGCUCUGAUGGUGUUUCCUGCUUGGCAGGGGGUUGGACUCGAUGGCCCUUGUGGUCUCUUCCAACUCUAUGAUUCUAUGAUUCUAUGAGUGUAAGCUAAUGAGUGAUCAUACAUACUGUAGGUACACAUACAUGUGCAGGCAUGUGCCGAGAAAUGUGGAUGUUAUGUAUGUAUGCAAUCUUAGUAUUAUUUUUUUAUAACUACAUUCAUGUUUUGAAGCAACUUCAGAGGUAUAUUCUAGUGGUGAAGUAGACACCUAUAGAAGUCUCAAAUGGGAUAUCACAGACCCUGUGCAUGCCAUAGACAUGCUAUGCAAUUCGUGAAGUAAAGGUAAAGGGUCCCCUGACUGUUAAGUCCAGUCGUGGACGACUCUGGGGUUGUGGCACUCAUCUCGCUUUACUGGCUGAGGGAGCUGGUGUUUGUCCGCAGACAGUUUUUCCGGGUCAUGUGGCCGGAUCAUGUGGCAAACCAGAGCAGCAUAUGGAAAUGCACUUUGACGUGCUUUCGAACCGCUAGGUUGGCAGGAGCUGGGACUGAGCAACGGGAGCUCACUCCAUCGCAGGGAUUCAAACCGCUGACCUUCUGAUCGGCAAGCCCAAGGCUCUGUGGUUUAGACCACAGCGCCACCUGCAUCCCUUCAAUUCGUGAAGUAACGCUGAACAAAUUGAAAAUUCCAGCCUAAAUGGUUCACCUUCUGGUUCUCAAAUUUAUCUCGUGAACUAAGUAGCAUCAGCAGGAAGGCUGUCGAUACCACAUUCCCCUAAGGCUGUGCUGUUAGGCAUUUCAGUUCAAAAUGAUGUUGGGGUCUUGAUGCCUAAGUUUCUCAUGGAGCCCAUUGGCACUACAGUUAUGCACAGAAAAUGCAAGAGUAUGGGGAAAUAUAAAGACAAUGUGGCUACAGCAACAGGGAGGUGGGCAGUGUUUGCCUCCAAUUACCGUAUUUUUCGCUCCAUAAGAUAAUUACCGUAUUUUUCGCUCUAUAUAUCUCAGAAGAUCAAUCAUGUGUCACUGGAAGUUUUGCUGAGGAGGUGGAUUUCUCUACAUACCGUAUUUUUCGCUCUAUAAGAUGCACCAGGCCACAAGACGCACCUAGUUUUUGGAGGAGGAAAACAAGAAAAAAAAUAUUCUGAAACUCAGAAGCCAGAACAACAAGAGGGAUCGCUGCGCAGUGAAAGCAGCAAUCCCUCUUGCUGUUCUGGCUUCUGGGAUAGCUGCGCAGCCUGCAUUUGCUCCAUAAGACGCACACACAUUUCCCCUUACUUUUUAGGAGGGAAAAAGUGAGUCUUAUAGAGCAAAAAAUAUGGUAAAUUAUUAGUUAAAACAAAACCAUGACGUUAUUUUAUUUUCUCACUUGUUAUAUUUUGAAUUUGCUGAGGGAUUGCUGGACCUCUGGCAGACUUCCAUGGCUGUGAUAGGAUUUCAUCCCUUCCUCUCUCACCUCCUGUAGCCCCCCCCUUCAAAAUUUUCUCUGGGGGGUGGGGGAGAUUCUCCGGAGAAGAUUUGGGGAGAGUGGGUGGAGAAAGAAGAAGAGGAAGUCCUCUCACGUGAGCAGAAGUCCAUUCAUGUGACAUUGGCUGCUGCCCAAUACUAUUAUAUAUAUAAAUGGAAAAUAGCAGAAAGAAUGGAAGGAAAUGAACUCAUAUUGAUGCUGUAGGGGACAAUCUCCUCUCUUGCCGUACAUUUUAAUAUUGAAUACAAGUUUCAUGUUGACUAAUUUUUCUGGGUGAUGAACAUUUGCUUUGCUCACUGCUCUUUGAGGUUAACUGCACACGUAUUUCCACUGCUUCCUGUCUUGAAACAACCAAAACAUUGCUUACCUUUUCAGGUAUAUCCUCCCUCCCUCCCUCCCUCCCUCUCUCUUUCUCUCUCUCACACACUGCGUGGGUUCCGUUCACACCGAAAUCCUCUAUCGUGAACAAAGGAUCAUUCUAAAUAUCAAUCUGGUUUCUUUCCAGCUUGUCUUCGACUAAGAAAGCAUCGAACGUCUACAUGAAACCAACAUCUGGCUGUGUGAUGAUUUCGUUUUUUAUCGCCCUUGUCUUUCCCAGCUUAGCUGCUGGCUUCAGCAAAGGUGAGUUAUUCAUAAUAUAGGACGAGGCUGAGAAAUCCCUCCUAUAUAAAAUUAUCCAGAAGAGACAUGGAAAAUACAUUAGAAAGUAGGGUUGUUGUUGUUCUUACUACAGUAGUUGUUACUACUGCAUUGGGAAUUUUUUAACGUCUAAUGUUUUACCAUUUUUUAUGCGCUGUAAGCCACCCAGAGUGCCUGGGAAAACCAGAUGGGCAGGGUAUAAAUGAUGAUGAUGAUGAUGAUUAUGAUUUUAUGAACACCACCAUGACCACCAUCUAUAUAUGUACAUAUGGACCUCCUACAGACAGAGCCAUAGUUAUGGGAGGGUUGGGGAGGCUAGCCAGGUGUUUUGCCCCAGGUGAAGCCUCCAGAGGUGUACCAUUGAGGCUGCCCAGCAAAUUCUCAUGGGUGGGUGUUUCAAACUGGGUCUUUUACUAGUUACGCCCCUGUCUACCAGCAUCUUGUUAGUCACCAUGAGAGUAAGAUGCUAGAAGGACCAUUGGCCCGAUAUAGCAAGGCUCUUUUUAUGUUUUUAUUGUACUUUUAUAUCAUAUUAGUCCUUGUUGUUGUUUAGUCGUUUAGUCGUGUCCGACUCUUCGUGACCCAAUGGACCAGAGCACGCCAGGCACUUCUGUCUUCCACUGCCUCUCACAGUUUGGUCAAACUCAUGCUGGUAGCUUCGAGAACACUAUCCAAUCAUCUCGUCCUCUGUCGUCCGCUUCUCCUUGUGCCCUCCAUCUUUCCCAACAUCAGGGUCUUUUCCAGGGAGUCUUCUCUUCUCAUGAGGUGGCCAAAGUAUUGGAGCCUCAGCUUCACGACCUGUCCUUCCAGUGAGCACUCAGGGCUGAUUUCCUUAAGAAAGGAUAGGUUUGAUCUUCUUGCAGUCCAUGGGACUCUCAAGAGUCUCCUCCAGCACCAUAAGUCAAAAGCGGUAAAUUAAAUAUCUGAUAUUAAAUAAGUAUCUGAGAUACCUGCCACUCCCUUUUCUAUGGAUACAGCAUAUUUCUCUUGAGCAUGUUUAUUUAUCACGACACUGUGUUUGAUAUUUCAUUACAGUCAUAGAAGUAACUCAACCGUCGUUCCUGGUGGUCAAAAGGCAAGAGGCUGCCCACUUUGCGUGUGAAUACAGGAAUGCUGGAGAUGCAGAGGGACUCGUAAUAACUUUACUUAAACACCUUGGCAACGAGUCUCUCAGGAUGUGUGCUUCAUGGCUUACUGCUGGGUAUGAGCCGUUCAUCGUGAAGGAUGGCAUCAAGUGCCAAGUCCACCCUGGUCACAAUGGUGUAAACGUUACUCUAUGGGGUCUGCAGCCGACUGAUGCUGGUCUGUAUAUCUGCAAGAUGGAACGGAUUUUCCCGCCACCCUACAUCCAAGUCAUGGGAAGGGGAACCCAGCUCUAUGUGGUUGGUAAGUUCAGAAAGCUCACGAUUUGAUGUCAGGGUGCCUUCAAGUGUUUUUCAGAAUGAAUGUGUGUCCUUGAGGUCUAUCAGUUCAAUCCUGUAACUCUCAAAUCAGCCUUCUCACAGUAUGUACAUGUUUGUGCAGAAGUCCGUCACACUGAGAUUUGCUUCCUAGUAAGUGAGUUGGCGCUGUGGGUUAAACCACAGAGCCUAGGACUUGUUGAUCAGAAGGUCGGUGGUUCGAAUCCCCGCGACGGGGUGAGCUCCCGUUACUCGGUCCCUGCUCCUGCCAACCUAGCAGUUCGAAAGCAUGUCAGAGUGCAAGUAGAUAAAUAGGUACCGCUCUGGCGGGAAGGUAAACAGUGUUUCCAUGCGCUGCUCUGGUUCACCAGAAGCGGCUUAGUCAUGCUGGCCGGAAGCUGUACACCGGCUCCCUUGGCCAAUAAAGCGAGAUGAGCGCCGCAACCCCAGAGUUGGUCACGACUGGACCUAAUGGUCAGGGGUCCCUUUACCUUAAGUGAGUUAAGGCGUUCUGCCCAGACGCUGAGGUCCAGCGCCGAGGGCCUUCUGGCGGUUCCCUCAUUGCGAGAAGCAAAGCUACAAGGAACCAGGCAGAGGGCCUUCUCGGUAGUGGCGCCUGCCCUGUGGAACGCCCUUCCAGCAGAUGUCAAAGCAAUAAACAACUAUCUGACAUUCAGAAGACAUCUUAAGGCAGCCCUGUUCAGGGAAGUUUUUAACGUGUGAUAUUUUAGUGUAUUUUUGGUUUAUAUGGAAGCCGCCCAGAGUGGCUGGGGAGGCCCAGCCAGAUGGGCGGGGUUUAAAUAAUAAAUUAUUAUUAUUAUUAUUAUACCUAAUCCAUAUUUUCCAAAACAAUACGAGAACUGAAGUACAGCCAUCCUUUGAAACUCACACUUCUCUGAAUUUUGCAGUGAGCUUUCUGGCCUGUGACUUGGUUUCCGAAUGUUUUGGAAGUCAAACGGACUUCCAGAAGGGAUUCCAUUCGACUUCCAAGGUACGACUGUACUUGGAAAACAGUGUGUGUGUGUGUGUGUGUGUGUGUGUGUGUUAACAUUUGCUCUAUCUUCCUGAAGAUGAUAAUUUGAAAAAUUAAAUGUAUUUCAGACACAGAUCCAUGCCCAGACCCGCAACUCUAUCUUUGGAUCACAACAGCAGUAGCUUCUGGAUUGCUUGUAUACAGCAUUUUAAUCACAACCUGCAUUAUGAGAAAGGCUGUAAGUACAUGAGCUAUAACAUAGUACAUGGGCUUUUAGGAAUAAAUCCAAGGGAAUUUGUAAUAUCAUGACCAUCAUAUUUUUGGCAGUUUGGUUCCCUUGCAUUCUGGUCAACAGACAGGCCUGAAGAGUCAACCUGGAGAAUGUAACCAUGCCUUCACAUCAAUUGGUGUGUGUGUGUGCUAGAAAUUGCGUCCAGAGUCUUGAGUUGCUAUCCCAAGAAGGACUUGAAUGCAAUGUCUGGUCUGUAUUGCUAUGUUGCUGAGCAGAAUCUAGAACAGGCAUGGCCAAACUUGGCCCUCCAGAUGUUUUGGUUUUCCCCCCUCAAAGAUAUUUAUUAAGAUUUUCAAAAUAUUACAAAAUAAAAAAGAAAAAAGAAAAAUACAAAAUAAAAAUAGUUAAAAACAAUUCAGUUUUUCAGUCACUUAUCUUUCAUUUGCUUAUUUCCCGGACCUCCUCACACCUCCCUUUUCUGUAUUCCAAUUCAGUUUGUUAGUUCAGCAAAUCCCUCCCCUCUUUGUUUAUCCUAAUCAUCAAUCUUAAAGUAUUGUAACAUUAGAUUUUUACCUAUUAAUAGUCCAUUUUUCAUAUUCCCUUAUAACAUUACAGCUAAAAACCACUUAGUUUCUAUCCAACAUCAUUCUAACAUUCAUUAAUUUUACAGUAUUUCUGUAAAUAGUCUUUAAACUUUUUCCAAUCUUCUUCCACCGACUCUUCUCCCUGGUCUUGGAUUCUGCCAGUCAUUUCUGCCAGUUCCAUAUAGUCCAUCAUCUUCAUCUGCCAUUCUUCCAAAGUGGGUAGAUCUUGUGUCUUCCAAUACUUUGCAAUAAGUAUUCUUGCUGCUGUUGUGGCAUACAUAAAGAAAGUCCUAUCCUUCUUUUGCACCAAUUGGCCGACUAUGCCCAACAGGAAGGCCUCUGGUUUCUUUAGAAAGGUAUAUUUAAAUACCUUUUUCAGUUCAUUAUAAAUCAUCUCCCAGAAAGCCUUGAUCUUUGGGCACGUCCACCAAAGGUGAAAGAAUGUACCUUCGUUUUCCUUACAUUUCCAGCAUUUAUUAUCGGGCAAAUGAUAGAUUUUUGCAAGCUUGACUGGUGUCAUGUACCACCUGUAUAUCAUUUUCAUAAUAUUCUCUCUUAGGGCAUUACAUGCCGUAAAUUUCAUACCUGUGGUCCACAACUGUUCCCAGUCAGCAAACAUAAUGUUAUGUCCAACAUCUUGUGCCCAUUUAAUCAUAGCAGAUUUCACCGUUUCAUCCUGAGUAUUCCAUUUCAACAGCAAGUUAUACAUCUUUGACAGAAUCUUAGUUUUGGGUUCUAACAGUUCUGUUUCCAAUUUUGAUUUUUCCACCUGGAAGCCAAUUUUCUUGUCCAAAUUGUAUGCCUCCAUUAUCUGAUAAUAAUGAAGCCAGUCUCGCACUUUGUCUUUUAAUUUCUCAAAACUCUGCAAUUUCAAUUUGUCUCCUUCUUGUUCCAAAAUUUCCCAAUAUUUCGGCCCUCCAGAUGUUUUGGGACUACAGCUCCCAUCAUCCCUAGCUAACAGGACCAGUGGUCAGGGAUGAUGGGAAUUGUAGUCCCCAAACAGCUGGAGGGCCAAGUUUGGCCAUGCCUGAUCUAGAAUUAUUAGACCAAGGAUGGGGUGUCCUCACCAACGUAUUUUAAUUUGCUCCACCAACAUGCUUCGUUUUUUGUUUUAAGCAAGAGUACAUGUGCAAGAGGAUGCGGGUGGCGCUGUGGGUUAAACCACAGAGCCUAGGACUGGCCGAGCAGAAGGUCGGCGGUUCGAAUCCCCGCGACGGGGUGAGCUCUCGUUGCUCGGUCCCUGCUCCUGCCAACCUAGCAGUUCGAAAGCACCUCAAAGUGCAAGUAGAUAAAUAGGUACCACUCCGGCGGGAAGGUAAACAGCGUUUCCAUGCGCUGCUCUGGUUCGUCAGAAGCGGCUUAGUCAUGCUGGCCGGAAGCUGUACACCGGCUCCCUUGGCCAAUAAAGCGAGAUGAGCGCCGCAACACCAGAGCCGGUCACGACUGGACCUAAUGGUCAGGGGUCCCUUUACCUUUACUUUUACAUGUGCAAGAACUCUUGACACAAGAGGCAUAACUGAUCCAUAUUAAGUCACCCAAGCCCAGAAUUAUUAUUAUUUUUUGCAAGAAUUACAGCACCCAGCAUGCAAUCCACCAGAAACAGGGCAGGGGCCUUAUGUGUGGACCAGAAACUUUGUCCCACUCAGCACUGUUAAAUUAUUACUCUUGCCGUGAAAGGUGAAGAAACACCAAGAAGAUGAAAUGAAAUUCCUUGCAGGGUUAUUUAGUUCUUCAAGAUCAGCUGCUGUUCUGGGCUUGAGGUCAAAAAGGAUGUUCAUCAAUGUGAAAUGAACGGCAGCAGUUUCUUUCUGAUUCAGAACUAGCAACCACUGCCCUUGCCUUCCUCACCACAAUACCAGAACACUGUAAUAAUCUCAAUACGAUGAGUAGAGUCAGCAUGUGCUGAACAGGGUGGUUUAACUCUUCACAGAGGUGUGUUGCCUAUCGGAAUUAGAGUGUAUUCAUGUUCCUUAGGGUCUUCCAAGCACUUCCCAUCCUGUGUUUUUUCCUUCUAAAGUCCUACCUGGCACAUCUUUGCUGGAUAUUGCGGAUGUUGUUUUUUGAUAGGACUUUAAUCUGGAGAUUAUGUUUGUCAGGAAUUAUUUUUUUAUUAUCGAGUUCUUAGCCACCUUCAAUCCUUCUCCAGCUCCAGCCUAUUUGAAAACCCCACCUACUCCCUUUGGAGAAUAUUCUGCAACCCCGCACUCUGCCCGAAUUUCACCCCCGGAAAAGAGUUUAGAGAAUUUGGAGGGUCCAUUUCCCCUCAGCCAUAGUGCCGAAAUACAGAGAAGAAUGCUGUUGGUAGUGUAAAAUUGUGGAACGCAUAAAAGAAUAUGUUGGGUCCAGGCAUCUCACCAUCAGCAUUGUGUUUAGUAGACCGGGAACACUUUAUCUAAAUUUCUCAGGCAGAGGUUACAAAACAGCAAACAGGCCAUCAGUUCAAAUACCUUCAGACUUGAUCUUUGUUGUCUUCCUGGAUUCGAGAUUAUGGAAGAAUGAAAAAGCUUACAGACUGUGAAAUAUUCUGUCAAAAGCAAUUAUCAGGGACCUCAUUUGUUAAGAUCAACAGAAAUUAGAGAGGUCGAGAAUAUACACCUGGAGGUAGGUUAUAUCAAUCUCAAGAUGUGGGAGCAUAUAUGGUAGGAUGGAACACAGUUUUCUUGCAGUGCCAGAUUAUUUUUCUUAUUUUACAGAUACGGAAAAGCAGCUAUUUUACUCCUGGGGUCUAUGAGAAAAUUGUACCAAUGUAACCGGGAAAAAGAAAGGAAAACUGCCACGGAAAAGGACGAAACGGUGUGGAUUUCUACCAAGUAACGAGAGUGAAAAUAAAUGUCUAAUAAACA
This is a messenger RNA of Podarcis lilfordi (Lilford's wall lizard), 38931 nucleotides long. NCBI's taxonomy places the organism in Eukaryota, Metazoa, Chordata, Lepidosauria, Squamata, Lacertidae. The record is from the annotation of a GenBank genome assembly.